AUGUCGGAUUCUUCAUCAUCUGAAGGCGAAGAUAAUGUGAAGCAGCCAGAUUUUGUUGAAAGACAGAAGAAGCUUUCGAAAAGUGAGUUUUUUAUUCUGAAAAUUGAGAAAAUGGUUUUUCCUAAACAUGAAAUGAGUUGUAGAGUUGCAACAACAUCAAAAGAAAUCUGGCGAAGAAUCGGAAGAUGAUCAAAUCGAUGAAGUUGUUGAGGAAAAGAGUUUCGCUGAAUUGGGUGUUUCGCCAGCGAUUUGCGAUGCUUGUCAGCGGUUGGGAUGGGUGAAACCGUCGAAAAUUCAGCAGGCAGCGUUGCCGCAUGCGUUAGCUGGGAAAGAUGUGAUUGGUUUAGCGGAGACAGGGUAAAUAUUUUGAACAUUGCUAAAAGCCGUUGAAAAUCCUAUUUCAGAUCUGGAAAAACUGGCGCAUUCGCAAUUCCGGUUCUUCAAUCACUUCUCGAUCAUCCACAAGCGUUUUUCUGUUUGGUUUUGACGCCGACAAGAGAAUUGGCUUUUCAAAUUGGACAGCAAUUUGAGGCUCUUGGAAGUGGAAUUGGAUUACUUGUUGGUAAGACGGAAUGGGCACUACUACUGACUGAAUCUAGACUCCAUUUAGCUAUACCCUUCCUAAUUUCAAUAUUUUUCCAGCUGUAAUCGUCGGUGGUGUUGAUAUGGCAGCUCAAGCGAUGGCUCUCGCCAGAAGACCUCAUAUUAUAGUCGGUAAGAUCUAAAAAAAAUUAGCAUUCCCUCCUAACUCCAUGUUUUUCCAGCCACUCCCGGUCGUCUUGUCGAUCAUCUCGAAAAUACCAAAGGCUUCAACCUGAAAGCUCUCAAAUUCCUAAUUAUGGACGAAGCUGAUCGAAUUUUGAACAUGGAUUUCGAAACAGAACUCGACAAAAUCUUGAAAGUUAUCCCAAAAGAACGAAGAACCUAUUUGUUCUCAGCAACAAUGACGAAAAAAGUGUCGAAAUUGGAACGAGCAUCGCUUCGAGACCCGGCAAGAGUAUCCAUUUCGACAAGAUAUAAAACUGUUGAUAAUUUGAAACAGCAUUAUAUUUUUGUGCCAAAUAAAUAUAAGGUGAGCGUUUUUGGCUGAUUUUAAAUGGAAUUCCAAAUUUUGAAAACACUUUUUUUUCCAGGAAACCUAUCUCGUAUAUUUGCUCAAUGAACACGCUGGAAAUACAAUUAUUGUAUUCUGUGCCACAUGUGCCACGUCGAUGCAAAUUGCUGUGAUGUUGAGAAAAUUGGGAAUGCAAGCUGUUCCGUUGCAUGGACAAAUGAGUCAGGUAUCCAAGAUUUAGGGAUGGAAAAUGGCGAUUUUCAUGUGGUUUUUUUUCUGGAAAUUCGGUCGAAAAUUGGAAAUUUUUCAAGCUUCAAACUUUUAUUUUAACAAAAACUACGAAACACUAAUCUCGUAAAAUCCCUCAAAAUCCUCCCAUGUUUUUUUCUAGGAAAAACGUCUCGGCUCCUUGAAUAAAUUCAAAUCAAAAGCUCGUGAAAUCCUUGUUUGCACAGAUGUCGCUUCACGUGGUCUCGAUAUUCCACAUGUUGAUAUGGUUAUCAAUUAUGAUAUGCCAUCACAAUCUAAAGAUUAUGUGCAUCGAGUUGGGCGAACUGCAAGAGCUGGAAGAGCUGGAUUAGCUGUGACUGUUGUAACACAAUAUGAUGUUGAGGCAUAUCAGAAAAUUGAGGCAAAUUUGGGUGAGGAUUUCAGGGGGAAUUUGAAGAGGAUGCUUUUGCUAUAAAAUUAGGAAAAAUACAAUUCUAACCAAAAUUUCUCAUAUUUUUUUUCUCUUUUUUUCUGAUCUUGAGAAUUUCAAUUUUUGUUUGUUUUGAAAACCUCAAAAAUUUACGUUUCAAAAUCUAUUUAGCGUGAAAAUGGUCAUUUUUUCCAAUUAUUUUUUUUGUGAAAAAGGUCGAUUCAGCAAAUGUCAAAAAACUAUAUUUUGACAAUUUAUAUUUUCGCUGCGAUAUUUUUCAUUUUUGUGUGGAAUUCUAAUUUCUCCCAAUUUCCAGGCAAAAAACUGACAGAAUAUCCAUGUGUCGAAUCAGAUGUAAUGAUAUUAGUUGAACGAACUCAAGAAGCAAUGGAAAAUGCAAAAAUUGAUAUGCGAGAAAUGGAUGAUAAAAAGAAAAGUGGAGGAGGAAAAAAACGAGGAAGAAAUGAUGAUGGAAAUGAUAUGGAAGAGAAUUCGAUGCGAUUCAAAACACAAAUUCGAAAUCAAGGAGGAAAUGGAGGUGGAGGAAAUAUGAAGAAAAAGAAGUUCAAGAAAUGA
Molecule: messenger RNA, 2270 nt
Organism: Caenorhabditis angaria
Lineage: Eukaryota; Metazoa; Nematoda; Chromadorea; Rhabditida; Rhabditidae
Source: the annotation of a GenBank genome assembly